Molecule: messenger RNA, 1132 nt
Organism: Lolium perenne
Lineage: Eukaryota; Viridiplantae; Streptophyta; Magnoliopsida; Poales; Poaceae
Product: RING-H2 finger protein ATL16
Biological process (GO): protein ubiquitination
Molecular function (GO): transferase activity
Source: RefSeq, a predicted model, not a curated record
AGGAAAACCACGUACACGACGGCUGCCUAUUGGCGUGAGCUCGCUUUCUGCCAUCGGCCGUCAGUACAGAGCCGCUCCACGUCUCUCUCCGCCUUCCCUUUCUGCCUUUAACUGUAUCCGUCCGACCGGAUAGCUCAGACGCCUCGAGAGCGCUAGCUACCUACAAGAUGAGCUCCUCAGCGCCGGCGGCAUUCCCGUCCUCGCCGGCGUCCUCCUCCUCCUCGAGCGCCAGCGCCAGCGUCCCGAUGGUCGUGAUCACGGUGGUCGGGAUCGUCGCGGCGUUCGCGCUGCUGGCGAGCUACUACGCGUUCGUGACCAAGUGCCAGCUGCUCCGCGCGGUGCUGUCCCGCAACCCUCCGUGGCGAGAGCCAACGCGCGCCGCUGCGCCCUGCGAGGAGCAGCGGCGCCGCGGCCUCGGGAUGCCGCUCAUCCGCAUGCUACCGGUGGUGACGUUCACGGCGGCGGCUGAAGGGAGGAGGGCGUCGACGUCGUCCGAGUGCGCGGUGUGCCUGAGCGAGUUCGCGGAGCGGGAGCGCGUGCGGCUGCUCCCCGGCUGCGCCCACGCCUUCCACAUCGACUGCAUCGACACCUGGCUCCAGGGCAGCGCGCGGUGCCCCUUCUGCCGCCGGAGCGUCACCCUUCCGCCGCUGCCACUCCUGCCGCCGCGACACGACCGGCACUGGCAGGACGAGCUCUGCGCUAGCGGCAACGAGGACACCGGCAGCAUCGUGAUCGAGGUGAGAGGGGAGCACGAGAGCUGGGCCGCUGCCGGCGGCGGAAGGAAGGUCCGGAAGAAGGCGGUGGGCGACGAGGCGGUGGAGACGACGAGGAGGAAGGAGUUCGCCGUGGAGCCGAUGAGGCGGUCGCUGUCCAUGGACUCCUCCUGCGACAAGCUGCACGUGUCCGUCGUCAAGGAGUUCCUGGCGCAGAGGCAAAUGUCGUAGUGGUACAUUCUUUGAUCGAUCGUACUGUACAAUUCAUUCAUUUGUACGCUGUUGCUGCUGUAGCAGUACAAAGCUAGCGUACGUGUAAAUAUGCUGGGGCUGUGCGAAAUGGCCUGGGAACCGUGACGAUCGGGGGAGUUGGAAAAAGAGCGGCUGUCGACUGUCGUGUGUCUUGUGGUGCCCGGCGA